Molecule: messenger RNA, 435 nt
Organism: Cooperia oncophora
Lineage: Eukaryota; Metazoa; Nematoda; Chromadorea; Rhabditida; Trichostrongylidae
Source: the annotation of a GenBank genome assembly
AUGCAGUUAAGUAUGAGACGAUUGAACGCGGAUUCACUGUAUGGAACUGACUAUCGGAUUUUCAUCAAGGGUCCUGAAGGUGUUAUAUCACCAUGGCAUGAUGUUCCGUUAUUUGCCGAUGAAUCCAAAAAGAUCUACAACAUGAUCGUUGAGAUUCCUCGAUGGACAAAUGCGAAAAUGGAGAUGGCCACUGCGGAACCAAUGAAUCCGAUCAAGCAAGAUCUGAAGAAAGGUCUGCCACGGUUUGUGCAUAACAUCUUCCCGCACAAAGGUUAUAUCUGGAAUUAUGGUGCAUUUCCUCAGACGUGGGAAGAUCCGAAUCAUACAGUCCCUGAUACUGGAGCAAAAGGUGACAACGAUCCCAUUGAUGUCAUCGAGAUCGGAUCGAAGGUGCAGGGACGUGGUGCAGUGGUCCAAUUUGCCUCACUUGAAUGA